Molecule: messenger RNA, 774 nt
Organism: Kwoniella botswanensis
Lineage: Eukaryota; Fungi; Basidiomycota; Tremellomycetes; Tremellales; Cryptococcaceae
Product: septum formation protein Maf
Exons: 10
Coding region: 1-774 (257 amino acids)
Molecular function (GO): nucleoside triphosphate diphosphatase activity
Source: RefSeq, a predicted model, not a curated record
AUGGGAAAAGCACCUUCCAAAUCAUCCCUCACCCGCUCCUCACCAGUCGGUCCCAAAGCACUUCCAUUGCCCAUCUUUCAGAAAUUGAAGGAUAAGCGAGUAGUGCUGGCUUCUGCCAGUCCAAGGAGGAAAGAGAUCUUUGCUGCAGCUGAUUUCCACCCAGAGAUUGUCCCUUCGACUUUCGCAGAGGACUUACCGCACUCGAGAUUCCAGGGGAGGCUGGCUGAUUAUCCAAUAGCGACUGGUGCAGAGAAGGCAAUGGAAGUGUAUGAGAGGUUGGUCAAGGAGAAUGAGUAUGACCCGCCUGAUUUGGUGAUUUCUGCCGAUACAGUGGUAAUCUUCCCUCCUGAGAAAGAUACAGUCGAAGGUGGACAGUAUCACGGUGAGACAUCGGAAGUAUUGGAGAAACCAAUAAACCAACAUGAGCAGAUACGAAGUCUCUCUUCCAUGUCGGGUAGACAAUGCGAGGUGAUCACUGGUGUAUCGAUAGUGUAUCCUACCGUGGAAGCGCCAGGAUUCAAAGUUCAAUCGAUAUCGGCUUCGACACUUGUACAAUUCUAUGAUAAUUCUAAAGAAACUAUUCAGGCUUAUGUAGAUUCUGAAGAAGGUAUAGAUAGAGCUGGUGGAUUCGCUAUUCAAGGAUUAGGAGGAGUGUUGAUAGAGAAGAUAGAUGGUGAUUACAACAAUUGUGUUGGAUUCCCUUCGUCUGCUUUCUGGAGGUGGAUAUCCGAGCUGGACUCGGAAGGUGUAUUCGACGAAGCAUGGAAGGAGUAA